CGGGAGACUACUCAAAUCUCACUGAAUUACCUUGUUUCCUUCCUUGUCUGUAAAUAAAUAUGUGUCCUCAUCGAAAGGCCCUAGCCUAUACUAUUUUAUUUUAUAGUCACUUUAUUUGACUUGUAAAAUAAGCCGUGAAAGAUUAUUUGGUAGACCGAUUAGUUAAUUUUCCUAAUCCGAAGCUGUUUAUCAUAUAUAAUCUUUUAAAGACCAUUAUAGUAGUACUAGUGGGUAUACCGUACUAGUGAUAGUAGUGUGUAUGUUACGAUGGCGUCAGGUACAACAAAAAUUGAAACUGCAAAUGCUAUUUUUUUUAAACUUGGGCUUCUUAUUUCCUAUUUAUGCAUCAUAAGUGUAACAAUCUUCACUGGCUGCAGCGAGGGAACUAUAGCUGCAGAAGAACGAAUCGGUGAAUGUGUUUUCCCAAGCUAUCCAGACAAAAAAGCAUUAAAUGAAGAAAAAAUGAAGUUAGGCUCCUUAAUAGGAAAAACGUAGGUUUUUUUUUGUCAUGUGCUAGUGCUAAGUCCACAUAUCUUGUUGCACAUUCAUUUCACAUACACUCAUACUCAUUGAUUGAUUGGCAUUGAAUAUCACAAUUAUAAAUUUAUUUAGUAGACCAAGGCGUUGAAGGUGGUAAAAUAUUGUUUUAGUGAAGUUAAUCAUUUUUAAAAUUAAAAUUUAAAAUCUAAAUAGCUGCGAAUUUAAUUAUUUAUCUUACGCCUAUAUAAUAUGUAAUAAAAUAUGCAUACAGUGACUUUUUUUAAUUUAAGUGGGAUGCUCUGAGGGGACAGUUUUCUUUAUCACUUUAUGGUUAAUAUUUAAGCAUGUAAUUUUCAGCCAACUACAGAGUUAUUUCAUGGAAGGGAGCAGCAAUAAUAUUUUUUCCACCAACCCUAGCUACAGUACAGUAUAGUAUGCCAUUGUGUCAUGCAUAAUAUUGCACAUAGGACAUAGGCAGGGGCAAGUUAUAAAUAAAGUUGCACUAUUAUUUGUGGCCAAUUUUUGUAACACCCUCCCCCCACACCCUCAAUUGACACACAUCAUUGAUCAUCAUUUCAUAGAACAAAAAAUUGAGACAUAUCACUGAACACAUAGUAUAAUAUUUUUUUAAAUUUAAAACAUAGACUAAUAAAUAUUCACUUACCUUUGGCUCUUAAAUUAAAUAUAUUUAUUAGGCUAUUAGGCUUAGGCUUAAUAAAAUCACUAAAUUAUAAGAGUAUUCCACUAGAAUAGUUAUUACCAAAUGUACAAUAAUCCCUAAGAAUUCCACAAUAUUUUAAUAUUUUUUGAAGUGUUCCGGAAAAAAAUAAAAUUCUUGUAAUCCAAGUAUUGAUUCAACAUAGUCUGACAUAGUAAUAACUAAUAGUAAUGUAAAAAAGGCAAGCUGAUCAAGUCGAUUAGCCUGUGAGAAUCAGUGUCUAACACAACAUUUUAUUGCUUUCUUAUGAAGUUAUGUUAGUAACUGAUAUAAUAAUAGUCCAGAAUCACAUCGCUUUUAUUUUGAAAAUUAUUGGUUAAAUAAUUUAAAUGUGCUAAAAUGAUAUUUUACUGGCUUAGGCUAUUAUAGUCUUCAAUCUGGGCCUGUUUUUAUGACUACUUAGUUUAGCUAAUUCUAAUAGUCGUAUCAGGCUGUGUCCCCCAAUUUACAAUUUGUUAAUGAGAUUUUAAGUCUGGCUUUCAAAUUCCCUGACGUCGUGAAUAAAUUUUGUUUGCUUUUUUUUUUUUUUUAAAGACUUAAGUUUAAUUAAUUUAAUUUAACUAAUUACAUGUGCAAGUUAAAUUAAAUUUAAACAAUUCAACUUAGAAAUAUUCAAUUUGCUUUCUUUAAGUCUUAAGUUUCAUUGUCAAAUACAUGCUCAUACUUCUGACUCAUACUAUACUAAUACUUUUGACCUGAGUAACUCAGGUCUCAAUUACUACUGACUACUGGUUUAGGGUUUGACAAAUCUAGUAGGCCCUAUACCCUAAAGUAAAGCCCUUACCCAGCUGAGCCAGAUCUUAGAUUUUCACUUCAAACUAAUCAUUUCCAAGUGUCUCUAGUCUUGAUUCCUCAUUUUUACUUUGUAAUGCUUUCUUUUUGGAUUCCGGUGCUCACUUUGUUAUUUUCUGUUGCACUUACACAACUUUAGAGUUAUUCUACUGUAAACAAGGAAGCUCAAUAAUAAAAUUUAUAAAUAUAAUGUUCAAAAUAUUAUCAUGCAGUAAAUCCACUCUAUCCUAUCCACCUUCAAUAUUUCUAUCCCUCCUAUCAAUUUGUUCAACUGGUAUUUUUAAUCUACCCCCCACCCAGCACUCACACACCUACACCAAUUGUAUUGGCAUAUCAGAUAAUCACCAUUAAUACAGCCAAGCAAGAGCUCUGUAACAGCAAAACUGCUCCAGAUGGCAGCAUUGACUGUCUACCGCAACUAAAAGAAAAGUAGAAUUACACUUGAAAAAAAGAAUCAUUCCAUUAAUUAUUCUAUUAAGCUAUGUCUACAUUUAAGUCUAUAGCAUAGUCUAUGGGAUCUUAGUCUGAUUUUUGACUUUAUCCGCAAUCUUUCUUUCUAUUCUGUUACCGGUACUUUGUUACAUGUCUUGAUGUUUUGUUCACAAAAACAACAUGUGUCUUCUAAAGGCUUUCAUUAAUAAUUAAUGGAAUGAUUCUUUUUUUCAAGUGUAAUUCUACUUUUAGAUAAGCUUUGUGCAAUUCUACAACAGGAGCAAACCUUGCCCUGCAAUGAACUUGUAGUUUAUGCAAUGGUUAUCACUUACGACAGCCCAGUUUUUCAACGGAGGUUGUCUUGUUAUCACUAGGGAGAAGGACUAAACCAGAUAAUUAAUAUCUUUUCACCGUGUGCAUCACUCUUCUACCUUGAAUAAUUCAUAAUGAAUGGGUAUUAUUAGAUUAGAGUCUUGGCAUUACAUUAAAUUACAUAGAUAAUAAAACAAAAUAUUUUUAAAAAAGUAUCCUUUUUUUUUUAAAUUAAUGUAAAAAAUACCAAGAUUAAAAUUAAACUCUUUUAGCAAUACUUUAUUUUUGUUGAAGUAUUAUCGCUAUUAAUUGACUGCUGAAGACAUUUUAUAAUUUAACCAUUAAUCUUAAAUAAAUUCCCUUUCUUUAAUUUUAAUCAUUUUUGCUUUUAACAUUCUGAUCAACAGGUUUACAGCUCAAGUCACUAACCAGAAUGAAUCUUAUCAUUUCACCAUUGGUAUCUGUGCCGAUGUGAAGGGAGGUCAAGGUGUAGCAGUGUGGCAGCAGCCUAUGAAAGAUGGAAAGAUAGUAGAAAAAGAUGGAACAUUAAAUCACAUCAUUGGAUCCCUUAAAGAUACACAUAUUAUGACUGGAAGUAAGUUGUCAUUAAUAACCUUUUUACAAUUCCUUGACUGCUUCCCAAUCAUUAGCUGAUGAUCCAAGUCUGGGAUAUCCAUUCUUUAUUAAGUGUUGAUACCGGGUAUCAAUAAUAUUUCCCAAAACUAAAAAAUGCAAUUGAUCCAUAAAUUAUUUUAUAUCCUGUUUCCUUCUUGGCAAAACUCAUUAAAAUGUGUGUGCAAAUGUUUUAUUCCUUUUUAUAUUGCAAAUAUAUGUAUUUAACUUCUCUGCACUCAUGAUUCAUUUGAAUACUUUCUAGCGGACUGGGUUUUAUUAGAAUACAAAGGAGGGGAAGUUUAUGGAUCGCAUUGUGGCAGCGAACCAAGAAGAACUUCUAUUAUGAUAACCUGUGAUCCAGAUGUUGAACUUGUGAGUACCACAAAAAGAUACAGAUUAUAGUAGAGCAUCGAUUUUACUAACGCCAAUUUUCCAAAAAGUUGUGUGUCUGAACAGCCCCUGUCGUUUAUUAUUAUCAUUGCUCAAAUCAAUCCGCAUGGUUUGGAAAAUUUGUGUACAAUCACUGGAAAACAGUCGCACAAUCCAGGUAAAUUCUAGAUAUGCACUGUACGUAACUGAUCAGACUGGGGUAAUCUGAUUGUCAAAUGAGCUAAUAAAUAUUGCAAAAUAUGUGUCUGAAAAGACGUGACGUCAGGUUUUACUCUAAGCACCAAUCAACUAUUAUUGGAAACUAACUUUUUUUUAUGUUUAUAAGUUCAAGUCUCGACUGGGUUAUUAAUUUUUGUUACAUCAUUGUAACAACAUAGGGUAUAUUAGUGUUUAUCAACAUGGGCCACCUCAUAUUUCUUUGGAUCCAUAAAAAGGCCAAAUGAACUGUUAAAGAAAUACUGCAAUAAAGCACCACCUUAUGUAUAAAACUAUAUGGUUGAAUGGUUUUCUUUCAACUUGUUUAGUUUAACCUUAUUUAAUGGCAGUUUGAGGUUAUCUGAAAAAAAUUGUUAUCUGAAACACCCCUUGUCACAAUUAGUUUGGAAAAUCUACGCUCUACAGACCCACAGUUAAUCGGAUAUCAGGGACUAAAAAAGGUCCAUCAAUAAUUGAUUAUCAGUUAAAAACAAUCAGACACUCACUUUUAAGAGAUAUCUGCUGCUAACAAUCAAAGACACACUUGCAAUAGCUAGUUACAUACAUAACCAACCCAUUAUAGUUAUCAAAUACUAAUAUCAAAGACCCACUUGGAAUAGUUAGUUACAUUCAUAACCAACCCAUUAUAGUUAUCAAAUACUAACAUACCGAGAAAAUAUUUUGACAUUUAGGUUAGAAAAAUUCUACAAGUGUAAAUAAAAAAAGACUACAGUAAUUUUAUAUAAAUCUGUAAGUCCGUGGUUGAUAGCAAAGUAACCGUCAUUAGUGCCUUAUUUAAUAAAGUGUCUUUUUUUGUUUCUUUCUAUGUAGAAAGAUGUCAGUCUCAAAGUCUGAUUACUUUAUUACUUAUGAUGAAGUUUCUGUGUCUCUAUAGAACAAUGCUGAAAUGAUAUUCCUGGAAGAAGAGAACACCAAGUCAGACCUGUGCUUCUAUUUGUUUGAGCUGAAACACAAGGCAGUUUGUCCAAAUCCCUCAGGAGGUGGAGGGCUGAGCAUUGGAUCCAUACUUGUUAUUGUGUAGGAUUCUUAUUUUAAUAAUAACUCUUUGAUAACGCUUAGUCUAAAUAAAUCUAAGGUUGUUUUUUUUAAUGUGACCCAUUGGCAGAUAUGAAAGGUGAAUGAAUGGCCCUUUGGCAGAUAUGAAAGGUGAAUGAAAGGCUCAUUGGAAGAUAUGAAAGGUGAAUGAAUGGCCCAUUGCCAGAUAUGAAAGGUGAAUGAAUGGCCCAUUGCCAGAUAUGAAAGGUGAAUGAAUGGCCCAUUGGAAGAUAUGAAAGGUGAAUGAAUGGCCCAUGGCAGAUAUGAAAGGUGAAUGAAUGGCCCAUUGCCAGAUAUGAAAGGUGAAUGAAAGGCUCAUUGGAAGAUAUGAAAGGUGAAUGAAUGGCCCAUUGGAAGAUAUGAAAGGUGAAUGAAUGGCCCAUUGCCAGAUAUGAAAGGUGAAUGAAUGGCCCAUUGGCAGAUAUGAAAGGUGAAUGAAUGGCCCAUUGGCAGAUAUGAAAGGUGAAUGAAUGGCUCAUUGGCAGAUAUGAAAGGUGAAUGAAUGGCCCAUUGGCAGUUAUGAAAGUUGAAUGAAUGACUCAUUGGAAGAUAUGAAAGGUGAAUGAAUGGCUCAUUGGCAGAUAUGAAAGGUGAAUGAAUGGCCCAUUGGCAAUAUUAAAAGUGAAUGAAUGGCCCAUAGGCAGAUAUGAAAGGUGAAUGAAUGGCCCAUUGGCAUACAUGAAAGGUGAAUCACUGGCCCAUUGGCAGAUAUGAAAGGUGAAUCACUGGUUCAUUGGCAGAUAUGAAAGGUGAAUGAAUGGCCCAUUGGCAGAUAUGAAAGGUGAAUGAACGACUCAUUGGCAGAUAUGAAAGGUGAAUGAAUAGUGAAUGAAUGAUGUCGUAACUAAUAAAUCAAUGGACCAUUUCUUGACAUGUAUAAAGUCUUAUCAAGUUCUUCAGUUCACUCUAAAUGUAUUCCUGGCAGCUUUUUCACUGUUCUUGGAGUCUAUCUGUUCCUUGGAUUCCUCUACCAGAGAUUUGUUCUCAAGUCAAAAGGCCUUGAACAAAUCCCUAACUAUGAAUUUUGGAAAGACUUUGGCAACCUUCAAGCUGUAAGGAGAUUUUACUUAUGAAUGAUAUUAAUUUGAUUUGCAUCUAUGUUUUUCUUUCAAUGAUAAAAAUAAAAUAUAAUUUUAACUGAAUAAUAUUCUUUAGAUUAGAAACAUAAUUAUUGAUAUUUAUCUGUAUUACCCGACUUUUAACAGCUAUUUUGUUACAUUUGAUUAGGCAAAUAUUAGGAGAGUUAAUUAUUAGUACAUCAAGCAGUUAAGUGGCUAGAAAACUAUAUGGUAGUUAAAUGGCUAGACAGCUAUAUUAUUCAGGCAGCUAAGUGAAGCUAGUUGGUUUACUAAUUUCUUCUCCUGAUUCACUGGUUUACUUGUUCCUGCCAGGAUGGUUGUGACUUGAUGUGUCGGACCAGAGAGCACCGUCGCAUGCAUGGGAUGGGCGGGCUCGGUGAUGACCAACUGGAACCUUCAGAUGAAAUCAGAGAUGACAACCUUUUGCCUAUGUAACUGGCGACCUCAUUCCGAUAAUUUUUGUUUUUGAGAAUGUUAUUAUGAAUGUCUGCCUGUUAAAACUUUAUAAGCAUGAUAUGAUUGAGAUGCCCAAUAAUUAGAGGGUUACGUAACAUGUUUGUCAAAAAUGACAAAAUCCCAUACUAAAUGAAUUCAGGGACCCUUACAAGUAUACAUUUUCUGAAAGUAAAUUGGAAUCUUAUGGUAUUUAAAGAAUUUAUUUAAUAUUAUUUAUAUUGAUCUUGACCUUUACCAAGUGAGUAAAAUUUUACUGCAUGAAAUUCUAAAUUCAGUCCAACCUAAUACUCCAUAAAUUGUUCAAACUAUCAUAAAAUAAGUUUUUGAUAUACUGGAAGCAAUAUUCUUUCCGAAAAGGUCAAGUUAUAGUUACUUAUAUUGAAAGUUAUAAUAUUUUUGUCUUUCGCUACCUUCAAAUUUUUGUCUUACAAAAUGCAAGGGGGAGGGCACAAAAUGAGUUAAAAAGUUAAGUUAUUAAAUCCAUUUUUUAUUAAUUAAUACUCCUGAAGAUACAAAACAUAAAUGUCUUUGAAUUUCUUUAGGGUAGAUAUUUGGGAUCCAAUCUUUGUCUCCUCCGUUCGAUUUUCAACUUUUCCCAAAGAAUUUGUCUGUAACAAUACAACUAAGCUUAGGGAUAAAAUUGUCAAAAUCUCACUCUUUUGUCAACAUCACUGAUUGAGCUAAUACUGCCAUUACUAGUAUGUAGAAUAUCUCUGAAAUCACUUCAUUUUAAUACAUUUGAAAUAAUUCCAAUAACGAAAGUCUAUGUUGAUAAUUUUUUAUUUUUUUUUUGUGACGGGCAUGGGGUAACUCCAGUUCAGGCAUAGUGGAAGUAAUACAAAUUUCACACCCGAUCACAAAACAAGCCCUGAUAAAAGCAUGUUAACACAGAGAUAGAAAUAGAAAUGGGUUGCAAAUUCAUUUAUAAAGAGUGAUUUUUCCCCUUAGCCAAUAUAAAAUCAUUUUCAUUUUUAAUGAUGAUUUUGCUAGUGUGAAACUAUAGAAAGGGGUAUAAUGGCCCAUCUUGACAGUUAGGGUUAAAAAAUAAAUGAUUUUGUUUACAUCAAAUUUUUUUUUCUACAUGGUAUAAUUUUAAAAAUUACUUGACAUGAUUUCAAACCUGUUAGAUCAUGUUAUAAGAAACACUGACAGCCUUGUUACAGCUUCGGUUGCCAUCUUGAGCAAUGGCUCAUUAGUCGGCAUGGAGCAUUACACCAAUGUUUUAAAUUAAUUUUUUUAUUCAUCUUCAUGUAAAAUGUAGUUAUCAUAGAAUAAUAUAGACAAGAUGGGUAUACAAAAACAUUAUACUUACCAUAGAAUAUAGACAAAGGUAGAUAUAGAAUAUAGACAAAGGUAGAUAUAGAAUAUAGACAAAGGUAAAUAUCAGAAUAUAGACAUGGGUAGAUAGCAUAAAAUAUAGACAAAGGGGGUAUACAAAAACAUUUGUGAUAACUUAGAAGAUUGACAAAACUAUAUGUAGAUAUAGAAUAGAUGGGGAAUUGACAUUAUUGGUAUUGAACAUAUCAUACUAUAUAAAUGCAGGGGAUUUACAAUGCUAUAUGGUAAUAUAGUAUGGGGGUAGCGACAAAGCUAUAGGUCACAAUAUAAAAAUAGAGAACAUGGGGGUUAGUCAAAACUAUAUCUUAAUAGAGAUUGAGGACUUGUGGGAUAGACUGAACUAAGUACCAUACCAUAAAAAAUAAAAUAAUGUUCUAAAUUGUGUACAGCAUUCCUAUGAUAAUGUCAUUACAAUAUGAUGAUCAUCCACUGUGUGUCCCAUGAGAAGUUUUGUUUUAUAACACAGGUGCAAGUAUUUCAUUUGAAAAGAUUUUUUACUCCAGUUCCAUUGUGGCAAAUAUAUAUAUUUUUUUGGGUCUAUGCCCGGUUCCUAAGAUCUAAUUUUUUAAAUAUUAAUAGGGUGUCACUUUGUAAAGAAAUAUUUUUAAUUUCUUGUUAAAGUGAUUCCCAGUAAAUUGAGUAAUGAUAUUACAAAAAAAUCAAGCAAUUCUAACAAAAAACAUAAAUUGUACAGAAAAUAUUGUAUUUUUACAUAAUAUUUUUGUUAAUUGUAUUUAAAAAUUGUCAAAUGUGUAGAAGAUCAAUUUAGAUAAGAUAGUUUAGAUAGUAAAUCCCAUGAGAAACAAACUGACUCAUGUGUAUUGUUACAUCAAAAGCAGAGAUGAGUUUACAACAAGAAAAAUCAACAAAAACAAGAAACAUGUAAGCGAUUUAUCACAUGUUCAACUUGAAGAGACUUUUUAUGUUUAUUUUAUUCUUUUUUCUUUCAUUUAAAAUGAGAGGGACAAUUGGAGGGAAAUCUUUUCUUAUUGUCUUUAACAUUAACGUUUUCAAGUUUUUUAUUAUCACUCUACUUCUUUACUCGGAUGGAUGUUUAAAUUAUUUCUUUUUGCUAUUAAUGUUAACGUAUUGAUGUAUUAAAGUGUGACCAUAACUAUUAUUUAAUUAUAGUUUGUCAUUAGUUACAGCAUUGUCUACGACCAAUAGUUCUUAUCUAAUUCACUGCUCGUCAUAGUUUUAAAAAUUUGAUCAAUUAAAAUUGUUUAACAAGACAGUACUAGGCUCCCAGAAAAGCCCUUUGAAGGGGAAAAGACACUACUACAUUGAAUUAUCUUUUUAAAAUUAGGUAAUUAGUAAUGCAAUCUGAGGUGUCCGUUGUACAAUGAUGUUGAUAAUGGGUGAUAAAUGGACUACCAGCUGCCGUGAAAAAUAGAAAAUGAGAUGAAGGUGAUAAAUAGGCUAUGGGCUGAUGGUGACCAAUUUGCAGAGGUAAUGGUGAUAAAUGGACUAUGGGCUGAUUGUGAACAAUGGGAAAUGAGAUAAUGGUGAUAAAUAGGCUGAUGGCCAAUAAAAAAUGUGUGGAUAAAUGGAAAUUGAAAUGGUUGUUGCAGUGAGCUAGAGCAGGCCUGCACAACUCAAAAUGUAAGGCGGGCCAUAAUACUUUAUGAAAAACUUGUGCAGGCUCUGAAAGAAAAUAGGGCGGGG
This is a messenger RNA of Lymnaea stagnalis (great pond snail), 9528 nucleotides long. The record is from the annotation of a GenBank genome assembly. NCBI's taxonomy places the organism in Eukaryota, Metazoa, Mollusca, Gastropoda, Lymnaeidae.